This is a messenger RNA of Phalacrocorax carbo (great cormorant), 1687 nucleotides long. The record is from RefSeq and is a predicted model, not a curated record. Lineage: Eukaryota; Metazoa; Chordata; Aves; Suliformes; Phalacrocoracidae.
GGGGAAAGGCGGGUGUUUGCGCAGAACCGCCCCCUCCACCCAUAUCAUGCCGUCCCAGAGCUGCUGGGCUCCGCUGCUCCUCUGUGCUGCUGCUGGGAUUUUUGGGUGGCUGGGCCUUGGCACCUCCCUGGAGCUGGGGGUCCCCCUGUGUGUCCCCUCUGAGACGACUGCGGAUGAUGAGCAGUUCCGGGCUGAAGCCACACGCUGCGAGCUUUCACCCCCACGCUCCUGCCACCAUCAGGUCAUGGUGCGGCUCCGCUUGACCUGCACCGACCUGAGCGAGGACAAGGAGGAGGCUGCCAAGCUGGGGAUGGACCUGUUCAACUGCCAAGCCAGCGCUGAGGGUCACCAGACAUACCCCUGCACCCCAGACAUGGGGAGGCAGGAGGAGAUGCAGGAGCAGCUGGCUGGUUGGCUGCGGCCAAGACUGGAGACCCCCAUCCACCCCAGCCUGCAGCAGCUGGCACUGGAUGAGACCCUCAUUGCCAGUGGGCAACACCGGGUGGCCCAGCUCAUGGAGGACAUCACCCAGUGGAUGGGGAACACGAGCAGCUGUGGGGCCGCAGGGCUCCGGGAAGGGGAGCGGGUUGUCCUGUCCCACCUCCACCACGCACAGGAAAGAGCUCAGGACAUAUAUUCCCAACUAGAGAGCAACCUGGCCCUUCUUCUGGCCCAGCAGCAUCAGAUGGAAGAAGUGAUGGACAAGCUGUGGCAGGUCAACCAGAGCCUGGGGCUGAUGCUGGUGGCCAUGGAGGGUGCACGGAGCCAGCUGGAGAGCAGUCUGCAGCACCUCCACACCAUCCUCGGCCCAGCUGGUCAGAGCCAGAGUGCGAUCUCCACCCGCAUCUUACAUGGCUCCUACUUUGUGCUGCUGGUCACGCUACUAGUGCCCAUGCCACCCCGUGCCAUCCUUCUCUUCCUCCUCUUCCUUGGCGAGCUCCUUGGCAUGCCGGCACUCUCCACUCUCCUGGCCCUUGCUGUGGCAGGGCAGUGGCUGGUGGUGGCCAUGCACCGUGGUGCUGGGGGAGCCUGGCUGAUGCUUCCCUGGGAGCAGCCCCACCACCAGCUCACCUCCACCCCGGACAGGGAGCACGAAAUGGAGCUGUUGCAGGAGGAGCUGGACAGAAUGGAGAUAAGCUGCCUGCAAGAGCCCUCGUGCCUGGAGCAGCCCCCAGCGAUGGCAGGGGACCUCCCUGGCUUAGCAGGACGGGUGUCACCCAUCCCUGGAGGCUGGAGGACAAAGCUGAGCUCACGUGGGGUGAUGCCAGAGCUGGCCCUUGGCACUGGGAAACGUUGGGAGCCCAAACCCUCCAACCCAAGCCCAUCUCCAGCCAGCAAUAUGUUCUUGCUGUCCCCAUGCCAGGGGCUCACCAGGGCCGGGCAGCGGUGCCGGAAGAAAGCCAUCCCUGGCCAGGACUUCUGCCAUGUCCACACCACUGGUUGAGCCUCAUGCAGCCGCUUGGCCAUGGAGUCAUCUGCCCAUCUCUGACCCUCUACCGCCUCCCAGAGGGGUUUUAAACCCUUUUUUUGGCUCUUCCAGAGCCUGGUGGAGAGCACACGGUGGUCCUCAGGACCCUAAGGGUACCACUCAAUGUGCAUACGGGACUGCUGUGGGGCAGAUGCUCCUUGUCCCACCACUUUUAUGUUAUUUGCAUAUAUUUUAAUAAAUGCUAUAUUUACAGCUGGA